GCCAUUCGCAUUGUAGAGGCUCACUUCAAAAUGGGAGGUUUAACGCAGGUUUUAGUUUUUUGUGCGGUGGUGGUGGCCGUUCGGGCCGCCAUGAUCGAAAGUAAUAUCCCACUUCCCGAUGAAAAUGCUUGGUGGGGACCAGGCGCAGCGGAGGCCGUCGAUACAAGUAUCAGGCCAUUCAAAAUCAGUUUUGAAGAGAAGAUGAUCGAAGAUCUACGCUAUCGUUUGAAGAACCAUCGUCCCUUCACACCGCCCCUGGAGGAUGCCGGUUUCAACUAUGGAUUCAACACCGCUGUUUUGAACGACUGGGUGUCUUACUGGGCCAAUUCUUAUAACUUCACUGAGAGGGAAAAUUAUAUGAACUUGUACCCACAAUUCAAAACUAACAUCCAAGGACUGGACAUCCACUUUGUUAGGGUGAAACCCGAGGUUCCCGCUGGUGUGGAAGUGCUCCCAAUUUUGAUGUUGCACGGCUGGCCUGCUACCGUGCUUGAGUUUUACAAGGUCAUUCCCUUGUUAACAGAAGUCUCUGAAGAAAGGGGUUACGCUCUCGAGCUGAUCAUUCCCAGUCUACCAGGAUUUGGAUUUUCAGAUGCUACCAACAAACAAGGACUAGGAGCCACAGAAAUGGCGGUGAUAUUCAGAAACCUGAUGCACAGACUUGGCCACGAGAAGUUCUACAUUCACGGCGGAGAUUGGGGCGCGUACAUCUGUUUCAACUUGGCCAGCUUGUUCCCUGAUGAAGUAUACGGCUACCACACCAACUAUGGAAUAUCCUUUUCACCAGCAUCAUGGAUCACUUGGUUCAUGGGAUCUUUUGGUGAAGGCGCACAAAACCUGGUUGUUGAGAAACAUUUGGCAGGAAGACUGUACCCGACUACAAGUAUUUUAAAGGAACUUAUGACUAAAUCCGGUUACUUGCAUAUACAAGCUACCAAGCCUGACACCAUUGGUGUUGGUAUGUCAGACAGUCCAUCAGGUCUUCUCGCUUACGUAUUCCAGUUCGUUUCGAUGGCUGUCAGAAUUGAUAACAUCAAUAAAACGGACGGUGGCCUUCUAGACCACUAUACAAGAGAAGAGUUACUCGAUAACCUCAUGGUCUACUGGAUGCAGAACAACUUCAACACAGCCUGCAGGAUCUACGCAGAGACUUUGAAUAUGAGGAACUUGAACAAUGGCUGGUUCUCAUUGAGCACUCCAGUGCCGGUAUACCUAAUCCAGGCAGACAACGACCUCCUGUACAUGUCGACGCCGAUGCUCCAACACAUUUACACCAACAUCGUCCACAACAAAGCCAUCGAUGGAGCUGGACAUUUCUUAGCCUCUGAAAAACCUGAAUUGUUCUCAAACUCCGUGUACGAAGCUCUUGAUAUGUUCAGGAAGCAGAAGGAUGAUUGUAAAGACGAAUUGUAAAUAUGAAAAAUAAAUUGUUUUGAAUCUAUUAUCGAUUAUUUUAGGUAAAAUCGUAGUACCUUUCUGUAAUGGACAAGUUAUUGUUGAAAUUUAAUAAAAUUAUUUGUUAACAUUA
Molecule: messenger RNA, 1528 nt
Organism: Trichoplusia ni (cabbage looper)
Lineage: Eukaryota; Metazoa; Arthropoda; Insecta; Lepidoptera; Noctuidae
Product: juvenile hormone epoxide hydrolase-like
Exons: 7
Coding region: 31-1413 (460 amino acids)
Biological process (GO): epoxide metabolic process
Molecular function (GO): epoxide hydrolase activity
Source: RefSeq, a predicted model, not a curated record